Messenger RNA from Echinops telfairi (small Madagascar hedgehog), 2889 nucleotides. RefSeq names its product ubiquitin conjugating enzyme E2 Z (gene UBE2Z). The transcript is spliced from 7 exons. Lineage: Eukaryota; Metazoa; Chordata; Mammalia; Afrosoricida; Tenrecidae. Gene Ontology annotation, biological process: negative regulation of apoptotic process. Gene Ontology annotation, molecular function: cysteine-type endopeptidase inhibitor activity; ubiquitin conjugating enzyme activity. The record is from RefSeq and is a predicted model, not a curated record. Gene Ontology annotation, cellular component: nucleus. The coding region runs from base 17 to 1090 and encodes 357 amino acids.
CGGAAGCGAAGCAACGAUGGCGGAGAGUCCGACCGAGGAGGCGGCGACGGCGACGGCGGGCGCCGGGGCGGCGGGCCCCGGGGCCAGCGGCGUGGCUGGUGUCGUUGGCGUUAGCGGGAGCAGCGGCGGGUUCGGGCCCCCGUUUCUGCCGGAUGUGUGGGCGGCGGCGGCGGCGGCGGGCGGGGCCGGGGGGCCGGGGAGCGGCCUGGCCCCGCUGCCCGGGCUCCCGCCCUCGGCCGCUGCCCACGGGGCCGCGCUGCUCAGCCACUGGGACCCCACGCUCAGCUCCGAUUGGGACGGCGAGCGGACCGCGCCGCAGUGUCUCCUUCGGAUCAAGCGGGAUAUCAUGUCCAUUUAUAAGGAGCCGCCUCCAGGAAUGUUCGUUGUACCUGAUACAGUUGACAUGACAAAGAUUCAUGCAUUGAUCACAGGCCCAUUUGACACUCCUUAUGAAGGGGGUUUCUUCCUGUUCGUGUUUCGGUGUCCGCCCGACUAUCCCAUCCACCCGCCUCGGGUCAAACUGAUGACAACGGGCAAUAACACAGUGAGGUUUAACCCCAACUUCUACCGCAAUGGGAAAGUCUGCUUGAGUAUUCUAGGUACAUGGACUGGCCCUGCCUGGAGCCCAGCCCAGAGCAUCUCUUCCGUGCUCAUCUCCAUUCAGUCGCUGAUGACCGAAAACCCUUAUCACAACGAGCCUGGCUUCGAACAGGAGAGACAUCCAGGAGACAGCAAGAACUAUAACGAAUGUAUCCGGCACGAGACCAUCCGAGUGGCCGUGUGUGACAUGAUGGAAGGGAAAUGUCCCUGCCCUGAGCCUCUACGUGGUGUGAUGGAGAAGUCCUUCCUGGAGUAUUAUGACUUCUAUGAGGUGGCCUGCAAAGAUCGCCUGCACCUUCAAGGACAGACCAUGCAGGACCCUUUUGGAGAGAAGCGGGGCCACUUUGACUACCAGUCCCUUUUGCUGCGCCUGGGACUGAUCCGCCAGAAGGUGCUGGAGCGGCUCCACAACGAGAACGCCGCCGAGAUGGACUCUGACAGCAGCUCGUCUGGGACGGAGACAGACCUGCACGGGGGCCUGAGGGUCUAGACCCUGCUCCCCUCGCCCCCUCCCCCUCGAGAGUCCCAGCAAAGCCCCUUCCCCUCACCCCGGGACGGAGAGACACUGUGUAUCUCCCUCCAAAUGUGACAUCAUCCUGCAAGAUGGCAAGAAUCAAGGGAGCUCGGAUCCCAGGGAGUGGGAGUUGGGAGGCUGUUCCCCAUCUGACCUCCUGGGCUCCAAACACCUGGGGUCAUGUUCAUCAGGGGCCAAGGUACCUACAGGAGCACGCAGGGUGAGGGCCUCAGGCAAACAAAACAACCAACACACCUCUCCACAGGGCCAGCUCCUUAGAGACGGGGAGGCAGCAACGGCAGCUCCAAGAGGGGCCGCGCCCACCAGUGGAUAGGGACAUCUGGCAGGGAGCUGGGGCGCGGGGGCUGUCUGUGACACUUAGAGCCACUCGAGUGGUUGUCUGUCUCUGCCGUCAGUCUUGAAGCAGGCUUCCCAGUGCCCCUUUCUGUCUCCCUCUCUUUUCCCACAGGCCAGCUCGGUUUUGUUUUUCCUGAUUUCUAGUCGCUGUUCUAGACAGACCAAAGAGAAGGGACAGUGGUGGCGGCUAGGCUGCUGAUGAGCAAGCUUUCCCUGGCACCGGAGCACCUUUCUCUGUCCCCGUUCUGUCACCCUUCCUGGGUUUCCCUCAGAAAGUAAAUGUGCCUGGGACUGAACCAAGGUCUUGGUCAAAAACCUGCCCGGGCACCAUCAACUGAGAAGAGCGUUUGUUCCUACAGUCGGUGAUUUGAGAAGUUCCCGACAGAGGCAGCUGCCGGAUGUGUGGGAGCAGAGCCACUAUGUAGAAACGAGUCACAAAUGAGAGUAUUUCAGUGGGAGUAAGGCCUUGGUGGGGAGAUGGGUGCUAGUUUUGUCUGGCUCUUCUUGUGUGUUUUCACUGCAGCCUGUAGUCCCGUCCCCCCCACUCCACCCCCCUAGGGACUUGUGGGGAGCAAGGGUAGCCAGUGGCUGAGGAAGGUAAGGGCUGGGAUUCUGGAGACUCCUCCCCUCCCCCCCACCCCCAGCCGCUCUGUCACUGGCUCUGAUGCGUGUUCGCUUGGCUGUGUCGCGUCUAGCUGUGUUUCGCCACAGUGGUCCUUUAGCUGGUUGGCUCAGAAUACGUGCUUUAGGUGCCCCGGAGUGUACUGGGCAUCAGUGGGAGUCCAUUCUUCCCUUUCUGAUGUGUUCUCCCCUGUACUUUCCAAAUUCUUCCUGUGUUAAGGCUCCCAGAGGGGCACUGGUGAUCCAUGUGACGCAGGGCCUGUCAGUACCCAGCCACCUGUAAGGGAGAGGAUAACUUGUACCUGCCCUGCCCGCUGCUAUGAAGGUGUCUGCCUUGUGGAUCACGGGAUUCCCCUGGGGGCGAUGAGGGGUAGGGGGGUGGGCACAAAGGAGAAGGUCCUAUUUGGGAGGGCAGGAAGCAAGAAACUGGACAGGGAGUGGGCUUGGGGACUGGAAGGUGGGUCUCUCCACGUGGAGACUGCAAAAGAACCCUGCUUCCAGUUUCCCCCUCUUCGUUCCCAGAACCCGUCCAGGGCUUAGACGAAUGCCCUGGGUCUGUAGGUCCAGGGUUGUCGGUCAUCCACUAAGUGUUCCCAUUUUUCAAGUGACAAUCCUCUCCUUGGCCCUGCCACGGCAGAGCAUGUCUGGCAUUGUGGCCUGACUUUUACGCCCUAAUCUUGAGUUGAGGAAACAUGCACAGGAGUCAAAGAGAUGUCUUUAUAUCUGACUGUACAUAAAUGAAGUUGUUUUUUUUUUUCCUUUUUCUUUUUGGUGCAAUAAAGUUUGUUUUGGCAGAA